This is a messenger RNA of Clavispora lusitaniae ATCC 42720, 1683 nucleotides long. Its product is annotated as Myb-like DNA-binding domain family protein. The record is from RefSeq and is a predicted model, not a curated record. Gene Ontology annotation, biological process: regulation of DNA-templated transcription. Lineage: Eukaryota; Fungi; Ascomycota; Pichiomycetes; Serinales; Metschnikowiaceae. Gene Ontology annotation, molecular function: DNA-binding transcription factor activity; transcription cis-regulatory region binding. Gene Ontology annotation, cellular component: nucleus.
AUGGAACAUCAACCGGAAAUGGGCGCCCAGCCGGAAAUCGGCGGGGCGCAGGCGCUUCUUCAGCUCGGAACAUCCAAAGAAGAUGAGGAAAAGGCUUUGCGCGAACAGCAGCUCAACGAUGCGGUGGAGGCCGCAGUGAUGCAAUAUGUUGGUGGCAUGGAGCAAGAAAAGCGAAGUGGCGAUAAAGACAAGAACGAUAAGGCCGGGGCCCAUCACGACAAUAGUAACGACCACGAUAAUGACAACAGCAACAGCAGUAAUGUGAACGACGAUAAGGCGCAUGAGGCUGGCAACGACAGUGGCAGCAAUAACGGCCACAACAUCGACAAUAGCAACAACGGCAACGACAACAGCAAUACCGACAUCAACAACGACAACAACAACAACGACAACAACAACAACGACAACAACAACAAUAAUGGAAACAACAGAACUAACGGCAAUAAUGGCACUAAUGGGGGUAACGGCAAUAAUGGCAAUAACGACAACGGCAAUGGCACCAACAUCAACGACAGCGACAACAUCAACAACAUCAUGCAUCUCCACGACAUAAACAACAUCAACAAUAUGAACAACAUGAACAACAUCCACGACAGCAACGUCAUGCACGACGGCGAGCUCCCGAUCGACAUUGACUACCCGUGGGACCGUUUUUUGCACGACAAGGGCAUCGACCCCGAGCUCGCGUCGCUCGACACAGAGCACGACCAGUUGGUGCAUGCGGCUAUUCUUGGCGCUGGCGAGUUGGCCAAACAGCUUGCUCCAGCCAAGCGGCCCAAACGGCCUGUGGCGCGAGCCAAGUACGACUGCACCACGCUCGACGGGCUAGUGGCACAGGCGGCCAGCGAGGCGUGUGCGUGGUACAACGCGCAGGCAGAUGCCGGUGCCGACGGCCCGCGGCUCUUCUCGCCCGAAGAAAUCGCCAUUGUCGAGAGCUUUGUCGACGGCUACUGCCGGCUUCACAAUCUCUCGCGCGCAGACAUUUGUCGGCGUGUAUGGGCCAGCGAGCGCACCAAAGAUCUGUUCUGGGAGUCGGUGACGAAAGUUCUCCCGUACCGGCUGCGGGCGCUGGUGUACAAGCACAUUCGGCGGCAGUACCAUGUCUUUGAGGUGCGUGCGCGGUGGACGCCAGCUGAGGACGAGCUUCUUCGCAAGGUGGCGGGUGCGUGCAAAACCAAUUGGAAGAAGGUGGGCGAGGCCUUGGGCCGUAUGCCCGAGGACUGUCGUGACCGCUGGCGCAACUACGUCAAGUGCGGCAGCAACAGAGCCGCCAACAAGUGGCUGCCCGAAGAAGAGCGCACGCUUCGCACCAUUGUCACCGAUAUGCUUGCGCACAAGGAGACGCCCAUCAACUGGACCGUGGUGCUGGAGCGUAUGAACGGCGUGCGCCUGCGCAUCCAGUGCCGCUACAAGUGGAACAAGCUCGUGCGACGCGAGCUGCUUGCCCGCGUGCUGUCCAUGGACGCACGCACAAAGGCCUGGCUUGUGGGCCGCAUGGCUGCGUCGCGCUGGCCCGAUGCGGAUGCCGUGGACUGGGAGUACCUUUCGCAUGCGUGCCGCGAGGAGCAGAAGGCGGCAUGGUCCGGCGCCGAUCUCCGUACAGCGUUUGAGCAUAUGCGGGCCAGUGUGCGCGACGGCAAAACGCUCCCGCUUGCGGCAGUGCUUCUGAAGGCUUGCGGCUAG